AGGCGCGCUGGGGGGAUGCGCUCCCUCAGGGCUCUGCAGGAGGCGCUGAGCGGGGCCGGCGCUCAGUGCCGGCUGGGAGGCUGGGGCCGCCCGAGCCGGAGCCCUCUCCUUGGCGGGGGCGUCCGGCACCACCUCAGUGAGGCCGCGGCGCUGGGCAGGGAGACGCCGCACAGCCACCAGCCGCAGCGCCAGGAUCAUGAUUCAUCAGAGAGUGGCAUGCUAUCCCGCCUGGGUGAUCUCCUCUUCUACACUAUUGCUGAAGGACAGGAACGAAUCCCCAUCCACAAGUUCACUACUGCACUGAAGGCCACUGGACUGCAGACAUCAGAUCCCCGGCUCCGGGACUGCAUGAGCCAGAUGCGCCGCAUGGUUCGAGAGUCCAGCAGUGGUGGCCUCUUGGACCGAGAUCUCUUCCAAAAGUGUGUGAGCAGCAACAUUGUGCUCCUGACCCAGGCAUUCCGAAAGAAGUUUGUCAUUCCUGAUUUUGAGGAGUUCACGAGCCAUGUGGAUCGCAUCUUUGAGGAUGCCAAAGAGCUCACUGGAGGCAAAGUGGCGGCUUAUAUCCCUCAGCUGGCCAAGUCCAAUCCAGACCUGUGGGGCGUCUCCUUGUGCACUGUGGAUGGUCAACGGCACUCCGUGGGCCACACAAAGAUUCCCUUCUGCCUGCAGUCCUGUGUGAAGCCCCUCACCUAUGCUAUCUCCAUAAGCACCCUAGGGACUGAGUACGUGCACAAGUUUGUGGGCAAGGAGCCCAGUGGCCUACGCUACAACAAGCUGUCCCUCAAUGAGGAAGGAAUCCCCCAUAACCCCAUGGUCAAUGCUGGUGCCAUUGUCGUGAGCUCCCUGAUCAAGAUGGACUGUAACAAAGCAGAGAAGUUUGAUUUUGUGUUACAGUAUCUGAACAAAAUGGCUGGGAACGAAUACAUAGGUUUCAGCAAUGCCACAUUCCAGUCAGAGAAGGAAACAGGGGAUCGGAAUUAUGCCAUCGGCUAUUAUCUAAAGGAAAAGAAGUGCUUUCCUAAGGGGGUGGACAUGAUGGCUGCUCUUGAUCUCUAUUUCCAGCUGUGCUCUGUGGAGGUGACCUGUGAGUCGGGCAGCGUCAUGGCAGCCACCCUGGCCAACGGCGGGAUCUGCCCCAUCACGGGGGAGAGCGUCCUGAGUGCUGAAGCAGUGCGCAACACCCUCAGCCUCAUGCACUCCUGUGGCAUGUAUGACUUCUCGGGCCAGUUUGCCUUCCACGUGGGCCUGCCGGCCAAGUCAGCUGUGUCAGGAGCCAUCCUCCUAGUGGUACCCAAUGUCAUGGGAAUGAUGUGUCUGUCACCUCCACUGGACAAGCUAGGGAACAGCCAUAGGGGCAUCAGCUUCUGCCAGAAGCUGGUAUCUCUUUUCAAUUUCCACAACUACGACAACCUGAGGCACUGUGCUCGGAAGUUAGACCCACGGCGUGAAGGGGGAGAAGUUCGGAACAAGACUGUGGUGAACCUGUUAUUUGCUGCCUAUAGUGGAGAUGUCUCAGCUCUUCGAAGGUACCAAAUAAACAAUGAAAAUAGUCCUGGUCAGAGAUCUCAUUAUGAGUCAACACAGCAAAAUAGUUUGCCUUGUCAGCCAUGGACAUGGAACAGAAAGACUAUGAUUCCCGCACAGCCCUGCAUGUUGCUGCGGCUGAAGGACACAUUGAAGUUGUUAAAUUCCUGAUUGAAGCUUGCAAAGUGAAUCCUUUUGUCAAGGACAGGUGGGGCAACGUUCCCUUGGAUGAUGCUGUGCAGUUCAACCACCUGGAGGUUGUGAAACUGCUGCAGGAUUACCAGGACUCCUACACACCAUCUGAGACUCAGGCCGAGGCAGCGGCUGAGGCCCUGUCCAAAGAAAACUUAGAGAGCAUGGUGUGAGCAUGGGACAUGCACACAGUCCCUGCUCAGAAAAAGCACGAGCUGGCCACACCCUCAAUCCAUAACCACCAAACAUGCUAUGGAGAGCCACCUUGCUUCAGUGGGGACCAAAACUUAGGCCACUGCUUCCUGUGAGAGUGAAAAUACCCCAUUCCCUUGACAGAGCAUAGAGAAGUGCCUUGGUGGACACAUGCAGUAGAGCAAUCCACGGAGACUAUGAGCUGCUUCCAGGUACACCCUAAUGGUUGGGCCCACUUAAAAUCAUCCCAGGUCUUCACCCAGGUCCCCUCUCCCUCUCCCUAAAGAAACCAUCAUGGGAGACACAGAAAUACUCCGGUAAAGAGGUCUUAGCUACCAUGCAUAGGUGUAUAUCCACAGAAGAAGUGGGACAGCUAUGUUCCAGGCUUUAAGAGCCUGGACAGGUCUGCCCUCCUUGGCUGGGAAGUACUGCUGCUACUGCUAAUUUUAUAGACAGAGAAAGUAUUUUGUGCUCAAAUAAACUUUAAUUACACAAAUUA
Messenger RNA from Canis lupus familiaris (dog), 2407 nucleotides. It is a transcript of the gene GLS2, whose product is annotated as glutaminase 2. The record is from RefSeq and is a predicted model, not a curated record. Gene Ontology annotation, molecular function: protein binding; glutaminase activity. The transcript has 18 exons. The coding region runs from base 16 to 1695 and encodes 559 amino acids. Lineage: Eukaryota; Metazoa; Chordata; Mammalia; Carnivora; Canidae. Gene Ontology annotation, biological process: L-glutamine catabolic process.